Molecule: messenger RNA, 5654 nt
Organism: Linepithema humile (Argentine ant)
Lineage: Eukaryota; Metazoa; Arthropoda; Insecta; Hymenoptera; Formicidae
Source: RefSeq, a predicted model, not a curated record
GGCGUUCAGGCGGCACGCUUCAAGCAACGUCGUCGAACUUUCGACGGCAGUUGGCAGCCGUGCGUAAAAGAAAUAAAUAAUCAAAGCGACCAUGAAGUGACAAAUAAAGUCGGGAAUAGAGAGAACAAUGCUCGCGCGUACGACGGGCAAGGUGGAUAUUCAGCUCGUGUAGUAAGCGUGCGUUCGAACCGCCGUUGAUACGGAUCCGCGCUUUCGACGAGCACCUCGUGGUGUAAACGCGCUGCGCACCGCCGCUGCUCCGCCACCGCCGCAGCCGCAGCAGCAGCAGCAGCAGCCGCGCGCGACACAGCAGCAGCAGCCGGAGAGGCGCGCUAUGCGCUUACCGUGGAGGCGAGGGUGACAUUUAGGAUAUUUUUCCGCACGGUGCGACGGGACUUAUCAACGGUGCAGCCUCCAGCCAGUUUGGCCGCUAACGUAUCGGCCGUCCGGGCCGCGACAGCCGGAUCAGCCUCCGCAUCCAGGUGGUGGCCUCAGCAUCCCCAGCCACGGUGAAGCUAAAUACGCGAGACAGAGACUCGCACUCUCGUCGCUCACACAUAUUUGUAACGUUGCUCUACGAAAAGUGACUACAUAGCAGUGUCGAAGAUCAUGAAAAAACUCGUGGGAGACUUCUAGUGAACGCGUGUGACUUUCAGUGUGGACCUGACCGGUCGACGUGCAUCUGGCCAUUAACCUCUUGCCAUACACAGACCAGCGCGUCGUGGACGCUAGUGCUAGUGGCCAUGCCUCUGACUUUUCCACUGUACAGCAGCAGCAAGGUUUGACACACUCGGUCAUCCAGCUUUCAGCCAUGAAAACCGAGAAAAAGCCCAACGAGCCCAGCUGUUGUCAACCUAAUACGGUUGUCAAGGAUGAGACUGACGCCGACCCUGUCAAGAUUAAAGAAGAGGGUGCAGGCACCAAUGAUGAUACAACUGGAGAGGAUACCACAGAAUGUCCAAGAGAUCCUUGUUUGGAUCCAUCUAACGGUGAAGGUACAAUGUCGGGGGAGAAUCAGAACACAAAUGGGAAUCAGCCACUUCUGAAUUCGGUUAAGCAAGAAGGAGAUCCUAAUAAUCCCACUGACGAUCUACCUGAUUAUAGUGGAAAUGUUAUUACAGCGGAAAGCAUUCAGCCACUUGUUAGUAAUGUUGUGGGAAAGCAAAUGGGAACCGGUUCGACCAGUGGGGAGGCUCAAUAUAUGCAGCAGCAGAGUCAGAUUUUUGUAUUUUCUACGACAUUAGCGAAUAAAGGCGCAGAUGCAGUGUUGAGAGGCGAUUUUCAUUCAAUUAUUGCUUAUCAUUGUGCACAACCAGGCACUAAAAAGUUUUUGGAGAAACAUCCAAAUCCAAAUAAAGUAAAUCAAUUUCGCCAAAAUCCUCAAUGGUUAAAUAAUCUUGCUAUGAUGAAACAGAAGGGCCAUCAGGGAAAUGCGAAUAAUACUUUUCCGACUGAACAACCCCCGGAUUUACCAGCACUAGAACCAAAUACUCCACAAUUUUGGAGCGAUCAACCUAAUUUGCGAAACAUAAACGGUGGAAAUUCCCUCGGUAAUUCUGAACCAUCGUUGGAUGAUGGAAACAUAGACGUGCCUUGCCUUGUGCCGAAUUCACCUGGUAAUUCAGCCAACCCUCAACCUGCUAAUAACGCUACCAUGGGCCACAGUCCAAAUUUGUUAGGUGGCACAACGAGCCCGGGCCCAGGAGGUUUGCAACCGUCUCUCCAAGGUGUCAAAGUCCCGGAUGAAAAUUUGACACCGAGACAAAGGCAGCAUAGAGAAGUUCAACUGGCGACUCUGCGCAAAAUGCACAUGAUGUUGUUUGCUGGGAAGGAGGAUCAAGCUGGCAAUGCUUUGGCAGACGCGACGCAGGGAACAGCCGUUUCGUGUCCUCCCACGAAUGUUCCUUCCGUUGGCGUCUCAAAUCAGUGUCCUCCAUCCGUGGAUUGGCACAAAUUGCAGCAUCAGUUUCUUGAUGGCAAAAAUAAAGCGACAGUUGGCAAUCCUACGGUACCCUUACGCGGUACCAAUAUGAUCGGAGUGCCACGAAGUCAAGGUCCACCACCUCCAUAUCAUCAAACAACUCGAUCUGCCAGCGUACCGAUCGCGAUUCAAAGUCCAAAUCCGUCGUCUCCCAACAAUCCAACCAGCAAUCUGUCGCUACCGUCACCGCGUGCGAGUUCCGCUCUGAAUUCACCGGCCGACUGCAACAGACAGUUCCAGCUGGGUAAUCAGAGGACCAGCCACUUGCCGGGGCAAAGCCCAACGGGUCAAGACUCACCGAAUCCGACAGUCGCCACGGCAGCUACGGCAGCCGUUUCGUCUGCGCGAUUGAAUCACAGCAAUCCAGGGACUCCAGUAUCUCAUUCUCACAUUGCUGCUCUCAGUCCUGGUGGUGCCACUGCUCAAAAGGAUGCUUCCCUUGAUUUCGCUACCAAUCAGCAGCCGAACGUGGACAAUAUGUUUUGCCGAACACUACAGUCCUUAGCUCAACAGAAGCAACAACAUACAGGAAACGCGUCUACUGUGAAGGAAGCGAAUCUGAUGCCAGUACCGAGCCCUCAUCAACUUCAAUAUCUCAACACGUUUGAGGGUCAAGAACUCACUAUUCAGAAACAACCUAAUACAAGUCUGAAGGAUGGUAAUUCUUCUACAAAUACGGGCAAUUCCUCCGAGAUGCCUAACAGAAUCUUGCCGGGAAAUCUAGAUAGCAACAGUCAAUUUCCCACUAGAUCGGAAGGUGCGAGUCCUGUGCAGAUGGACAUGAAUAGAGGCUUCACUGGUUCUCUGCACAGUCCUCACACGCCGCAUACACCGCACACGCCAGGUAGCGUCGCGCCGCACACUCCGGCGGAUUCUGCGAAACCAGGCAAUAAAUCUAGCGCGAGCGCACAAAGCAGUCCGACGCCGCACAACACCAGCAUACCUGACAGUAUGGGUCCACCGCGAACGGUGCCGGCGUCGCCCACCAUGAAACCCGAUACGUCGCCGCCGUCCGUGAAAGACAUUCAGCAGCAACAACAGCAACCACAACAGCAGCAGCAGCAGCAGCAGCAGCAGCAGCAGCAGCAGCAGUCGCAACAGCAGCAGUCGCAGCCGCAGCAGCAACAAUCUGCGGUGAAUCCGAAUAAUUCCGGCAACACAACGGUAGUGCCAUCGCUGAGCGGCGGUCCCGGCGGCGGCGCCUCGUUCUCUUGCGGCAGGCCGUCCAUAAACGUCAGUCAACCCUCUGACAACGUGCCUCUGAAUCCUAAUAACAUCGGCGGUCGACUCGGUGGCUUGAACACCAUGAAUACGAAUCACUUUGACCCGAUAACGUCACUAGCGCAGAUGAGUCAACAACUCACGAACACGGCGGCGAGCAAUUCGCUGGGCAACGAGCCUAUGCACUCCGGCAACGCCGCCGGCAUGAUGCCGUUUGGUAAUCCGCACGCUAGUGGCAUGCAUAUGAUGCAGAUGGGCGGCGAGAUGAACGGGAGCUGUCACAUGGGCGCGACCAGUGGCGAACCUGGCGGUGAGGUCGGCGGAAUGUGCAUGGGUCUCGCGGGUCCGCCGACAAGCUACAGCCCCACGACUUCGCACACGGGCAGUCCCGGCGGAGUCCCCAGCAAGAUGGGACAUCCGAUGAUGGGCGGUCACGGAAUGAUGGGCGGCCACGCGGGCGGUGGCGGCGCCGGCGGUGCUUAUCCCGGUGGCGAUCCGGGUCACGCGCCCGCGCCGAGACUGAUGACCGGACACGGAGUCGGGGCAUCCAGUCCCUACAACGGUGCGAAUGUUGUCCAAUGUACGAAGCCGAACGCGCCGAACACCAUACAGUACUUGCCGGCCAGGCCGAACGUCGGCCACGCUCCACCGCGAGGUCCGCCCAGUCUGGAGUUCCUUCAUCGAUUCACCAAUCCACCCAUAUCCAAUCUGGAAUCGAAAAUGGGUGGGACGCCCUCCGUGAAUCUACAGUACUUCCCGAACGGCUGCGUGCCGAACAGCAUGGGGGGUCCGCACGGCGGUAUACCGUCCGCCAUGAACACCGCCGGCAUCCCCGGCAUGGGCGGCUCGCCCAGGAUGGACGGCCAGUCCAUGAAUAGUGCCGGCGCAAUGCACCCGUCCAUGAGACCGGUCGGCAAUAUGCGGCCGCAGCCGAAUCUGAUGCGGAUGCAGCACAUGGUAGGCGGCGGCGUCUUCCCAGGCGGCUCUAUGGAUCCCGACAAAGUCUUCCCGCCCGAAAUGGUGCCGCAGAACUUGCCGAAUCAGCCGAAUCCGGGCAUGUACGGUGUGUCCGGCAAUAAAGGCAGCCCGAUGGGACUGGGACCUCCGCCGGACGCCACUCAGCCCCUACCGCCGAGCAUGGGCGGCGCGACCGGUAACUUCAAGAACAGUCCGUUCGUCGGCAGCGGGCCCAGCAUGUCCGAUCCGAAUUACGCUCAACAGUUUCACAACUUCCAACAGCAGCUUUACGCCACCGGCACCAGGGGCAGCGGGCCGCCGCAUCCUAAUCUGCACCCACCGCCGAACUCGCACUCGCAUCAGCAAUUUUUCUUGCCGAAGUAAAAAGCUGAUCCAUAUCGCUGCGACGAUGAUUAACUACGGUGGCCUUUUAGCGUCCCUCUUUUUCUCUCUUUCUCAGUAUCUCCUUCGCUCUCUUUCUAUCUCUCUUUACCCCAUCUAUCUAUCUUUCGUCUAUUCAGGGAUGUUUCUAUUAAUCACGCGAGAUAAUUCUGGAGAUGUAAGUUGUGCUAAGUAAAACGACAAGUGUUAAGGUAAAAGGACAAAGAGAGAGGAUUAAUGAUGGAUUAUUGAUGGAGCAUUGCGAGGCCAUAAGAUGGUCUCCGAUAAAAAAUUCUAAUUGUUCGUUUUGCUCUUGAUUUGUAUAUGACGUUGUUUAUGUAUGCCAAGUUUUUAGUUUUUAUUUUUUUUUAAUUUUGGACCGCACGACAUCGAGUUUCGUGUCUCCGAAUCUGUUAUCCCGAUAUCUUGGAAAUAUCGUUUCACACCGAAAUCUCCCGGGACUCUAUCUGUAAAUUCUAAACGUUAACGGAGAUGCGUAUGUACUCAGCUACGCGUUCGUGUAAAUAUCGAUGUACAAUCUGAUUUUUUUUUCGUUCUUUUUGUAGAAAUCGUUAUUUCAUCGAUUGAGGAGCACAUCGCUAGAUUAAGGAGUAUGUUAUUAUAACUCAAAUGUGUAAAAAGAAGGAGAGAGGAGGGAAGAAAAAAGUAGAUCUCCUCUCUUCUUUUGCGCUUUGUUCAUAAACGGUUACUUAGAUAAAAGUAAUCGUGCGCAGAAUAAUAUGCGUAAUUAUAUGACGACGAACGAGAGGAUUUUGGUACACCGGUGCCGUAUUCAUCCUUCCCUUAUCAUAUACUUAAAACAUAGUCAAACAAGCUCAAAUUUAUUAUUGUACAUAUAUACCAUAUAUAUAUUAUACAUAUUAUAUAUAUAUUAUAUAUAUAUAUAUAUAUAUAACUGUUGCAACAUAAAUCCUUCAUUAUCGCCCGUCCCUUUGCUCCUUCAUCGAUUCUCCUUAUGACCAACUCUGUGCAUAAUCAUGACCCGCCCUACCUUGUAGUUUAUGACAUAAGAAGAGAAGUAAUUGAUUAAGAACAAUUAUGUUGUUGAUGAAUGAUUUUUAUUAUAAAUGAAAAAUAAAGAUAUUUACAAGAA